Messenger RNA from Amborella trichopoda, 1170 nucleotides. It is a transcript of the gene GLIP5, whose product is annotated as GDSL-motif lipase 5. NCBI's taxonomy places the organism in Eukaryota, Viridiplantae, Streptophyta, Magnoliopsida, Amborellales, Amborellaceae. Gene Ontology annotation, molecular function: hydrolase activity, acting on ester bonds. The record is from RefSeq and is a predicted model, not a curated record.
AUGGCGUGGACCAGGAGGCAAUCUCAUCUCUCCAUUCUCUCGUUUAUUAUUGCCGUCUUAUUGGGGCCCUCUUUGUGUAGUUUGCCGGAAAAAAUUCCGGUGGCCUUCUUCAUAUUCGGAGACUCUACAGUGGACGUCGGGAAUAACAACUACAUCAAGACCGUGCCGGAAAACCAGGCAGGUUUCCAGCCUUAUGGAAACAAUGGAGUCUUCGGUGGACCUACGGGCCGCUUCUCUGACGGUCGGGUUAUCGUGGAUUUCAUCGCCCAAUAUGCAAAACUGCCAAACAUUCCUGCAUUUCUUGAACCUUCAGCUGAGUUUGUUCACGGAGUCAACUUUGCCUCUGGAGGAGCCGGCAUCUUGCCUGAAACUCACCAGAAUCUGGCAAUUGACCUAAGGAAGCAACUAGAGAACUUCGAAGAGGUGCAAAGGUCGCUGAGUGAAAAACUAGGGGAUGCACAAGCUGAGGAUUUGAUAUCCAACGCUGUGUAUUUCAUAAGCAUGGGAAGCAAUGACUACAUGGGUGGAUAUGUGGGCAAUCCCCUCAUGCAACAAUCUUACUCACCUCAACAAUAUGUAGGGAUGGUAAUUGGCAACUUAACAAAUGCAAUACAGGGUUUAUAUCAAAAAGGUGCGAGGAAAUUCGGAUUCUUGGGGUUGAGUCCCUUGGGGUGCUUGCCAGCACUUAGAGCUGUCAAUCCUAACCCCAAUAACAACGAGGGGGGUUGUUUCGAAGACGCUUCCGCACUUGCCCAAGCUCAUAAUGGAGCAAUCUCAACUGUUCUCAGGAGCUUAGAACAUCACCUCAAAGGAUUUAAGCACGCAAAUUCCAAUUUCUACAACUGGUUAGCUGAUAGAAUGAUAAACCCAGCAAAAUACGGUUUCAAAGAAGGGGUAGUGGCUUGCUGUGGGACGGGACCAUUCAAGGGCACAUACAGUUGUGGGGGGACAAGGACCGUUAAGGAAUUUGAAUUAUGCGAUAGCCCUAAAUCCCAUGUAUGGUGGGACUCUUUCCAUCCAACUGAAGGGAUUCAUGAACAAUUUGCAUUGGAACUGUGGGGUGGUGCCCCACAAGAUGUGGGUCCCUACAAUCUUGAAGCUCUCUUCAACAAUGACUUGGGCACCACCAUUGCUGAUAUUGUAGAUAAAGAUGUUGAUGCUACCAUCUAA